AUGGCUGCGGAAUCCGAGAGGCCGCCUCACCUUAAUGGUGCCUCCGGAUCAUCCAGAGGUGCCAAGAAUGCAGAGGAGGCAUCGGAUGCUGUGCAUCGGUCGACCAGCGAAGAUGCGGCAACUGAGCGCUCGUCUGUUAAAUCCCAGUCCCAGCCCAUGUCCCAGGUGCCCAGGCUUUCUCCAAGUAUUACGAACCCUUCCGCGCCUGCGUCUGCUACGAACUCCGCUGUCUCCUCCCGCGAUUCCUCUCCGGUCCGAUUUUCCUCACGUCCCGUUAAUCACUCCCCGACCCGAGUGUCCUCUCAAUCCCGAAAGGCUAGUCAAGACCGAUCAAGCCCAACUCGAACCUCGAACGGUCCAACAUCUGUCCCGCUCGGAUAUUCUACAACUUUCAAUAACCAGCGAUCAUCGUCUUCUCCGGUGAAACCUCUUGUCCUCUCCGCCCCUCCCGAGUCGCUGGCCAAUGUUGCCAGUCCAGAAAAGUCCAACAUGCCAUCGUGGGCCGGGAGCCGUCGCGCAGAUUUGGAUCCAACUCUUGCGAAUACUUCACAUAAGAGAUCAUCGCCGACUGAGGAUCAGGUCACAAAGGUCGAUCGAAGCACGCCUCGGGCUGUCACUAGGGGGGGCAGUGGACAAGGGUCCUCCUUGGAAACAGUCGAAGAGAUGGCUAGCAAUCCUUCGACCCCAUCCAGUGAAAGCGCCGCUAAGCCGGUCACCCCGGAGGAAUCACGGUUGCACCGGAUCGACGAGAACCCAACUCCGCGUCCCUCACAGCAAAAUACAGGGAGUGGCAGUGACAGUGGAGAGAACCGGAGCUCUGGAACAAAGGAAGAGCCUCGUUCUCAAGCAUCCGGGGCGGCGAAACCCCCCGGAACUCUUAUGCCAAAGCAAUCAACAACAUCCCUUAGUGCCGGUGCUCGCGGAAAGCCUGCUGAUGGCUCCGUCCGCAAUAUGACCGUGGAAACGGAGACAGUCAGCUCCAUUCCGCAGGUCUCUCUGGGUGUGGGCGCUGGAGAGCGAGGCAACGCUUCUCGUGCUGACCAGGGCACCCUUCGCAUGAAGCCUUCUACCGAAACAAUUCGCCCGCGCAAAGAGAAGAAGAAAAACCGCCGCCCCAAUACCAUCCAAACGGGGCCUGCAACCAGCAAAGCGGAUAUAUUUGAAGCCAAAGUGGCUAAUGCAGUUGACGAGGCUGAUGUCUCGGAUUCCGACGAAACCUUCGUUUACGAAUCUAACCCACCUGACCCCUAUCCUUCCCGACCCUCUCGUUAUCACUCCCGGACGCCGAGUGCAACAUCCAUGGCAAGCCAAGUGGAUCAGCUGGCUGGCCGUGCACGAGGAUUGCGGGACGGUGCUCAUAGCGUGACUAGCAAGCGGAGCAUGAAGUUCACCAACAACACCUACAAUAGCAGUAUUGACGGUGAUGCUCCCGAGAUUGAGGGGAGUCGCAAUGGUUCCAGAGUCAGUGGAAGCGGAACCAUCACUCCACGGCAUCACAAUAUCGGCCGCCACGGACGCAACGGCGUCCACCCAGGUCUCUUCGAUAAUGACAACACACCUUUCCCCCAAUCACAGGCUCAACCUAAAUCCCCAAGACAUUUCAUUGGGAAUGGAUAUCGGCACUCGCGCCACAGCAAUACUCGCUCGUCUCCCAACUAUAAAACCAUUAAUGGUACGAAGAAGGCCGGUGAGCUUUACGGCUAUGACUUUGACGCAGAAGGCGCAGACGAUGAGCGCACCCCCUUGGUUGGCACGCCACGUGCAGUUCGCAGCCGUCAUGGCCGAAGACCAAACAGCGCAAGCCUGCGGCAGAUGGAGUAUAUGGCGCAGCGCCAACGCGGAUAUUUCUCCCGAUACGGCUCAUGCGCCAUGAUACUUCUUUUAUUGGUUAUUGUGGCUGGUGGUGCCACAUCGUUUAUUGUAGCGGCAACCCAGCCUCUAUUGGAUGUCCAAGUCGUUGCUAUUCAAAACGUCCUUGCAUCAGAGCAAGAGAUCAUGUUGGAUCUGAACGUGGAAUCAGUCAAUCCAAAUCUGUUCCCUGUCACUAUCGAGGAUACAGAUAUCAACAUCUUCGCCAAGAGCCGCUUUGUCGGUACUGACAAGCUCUGGCGUGAGCAUGAUGACUUGGAUAACUUCCCACGUGUGGAGCAAAGUCGGCGUCGCUGGCAGCUGUCGCAGACCGUGCGCUGCCUUGGAAGUGUGGAGUGCAUUAAGGAAGCCAUGCCAGGCCACUCAUCACCGCAUACCAACGAUGGUGUUGACAAAGGAACCGAUCCGCCAAAAGACCCAGAAGGCGACUCCCAGACUAUGCUCCUUGGUCGUGUGUUCCACUUCGACUCGCCACUAUCUUUCGAGUCCUCGCCAUGGAACCAUCUCACCUCCAGCUCGAAAGGACAGAUUCGCUUAGCUCGGCCCGGGAACAAAACCGAGGAAGGAGGCACGGAGCGCUGGGAGCGCGUCCUACAACACCCCUUUGAACUGAUCGUUCGUGGCGUCGUCAAAUAUCAGCUCCCGCUGAGCUCCCAUUACCUGUCAGCGUCUAUCAGCUCCAGCGUCAAGUAUGUCCCAGAUAAUGAGGAUACGGACCCUGAACAACCACCCAGCAACGACACAGCCCGCAUUACGCUGGCGAAAAGAACCACGCCACCUCGAUAG
This is a messenger RNA of Penicillium arizonense, 2655 nucleotides long. RefSeq names its product putative phospholipid metabolism enzyme regulator. Gene Ontology annotation, cellular component: PAS complex; fungal-type vacuole membrane. Gene Ontology annotation, biological process: positive regulation of phosphatidylinositol biosynthetic process; protein localization to vacuolar membrane; vacuole inheritance. The record is from RefSeq and is a predicted model, not a curated record. The coding region runs from base 1 to 2655 and encodes 884 amino acids. The transcript is spliced from 2 exons. NCBI's taxonomy places the organism in Eukaryota, Fungi, Ascomycota, Eurotiomycetes, Eurotiales, Aspergillaceae.